Micropterus salmoides (largemouth bass) is the source of this 1189-nucleotide messenger RNA. RefSeq names its product T-cell acute lymphocytic leukemia protein 1 homolog. The transcript has 3 exons. Gene Ontology annotation, molecular function: RNA polymerase II cis-regulatory region sequence-specific DNA binding; protein dimerization activity; DNA-binding transcription factor activity, RNA polymerase II-specific. The record is from RefSeq and is a predicted model, not a curated record. Gene Ontology annotation, biological process: regulation of transcription by RNA polymerase II. The coding region runs from base 27 to 566 and encodes 179 amino acids. NCBI's taxonomy places the organism in Eukaryota, Metazoa, Chordata, Actinopteri, Centrarchiformes, Centrarchidae.
CCGGUCCUCCGCUGCCUGCACGAGACAUGCCGCACGAGGCCGCGCGUCACCUCCUCACCUGCAACAGGGAUCCGGAUCGACGCGUCCUGAUGGAGCUCAGAGCGACUCCGUGUGAGCUGGACCUCCCUGACGGUUCUGGUCCCCGGGUCGUCCGUCGGAUCUCCACCAACAGCCGGGAACGUUGGCGUCAGCAGAACGUUAACGGGGCGUUCAGCGAGCUGCGGCGUCUCAUCCCCACUCACCCCCCCGACAGGAAGCUCAGCAAGAACGAGAUCCUGCGCCACGCCCUCAGGUACAUCAGCUUCCUGGACCGGGUGCUCACAGACCAGGACCUCAGAGGGGCCCCCCGGGGCCGAGCGGGGAGCCUGGAGCGGGAGGACGGGCCGCAGGGGACGCUGUCUCCAAACUCCAGCUGUGACAGUUCAGUGGAGGGGGACUGGGACAGCCUGACGGGGGACCAGGACUACAGAGGUCCCCUGCAGAACCUGGACCAGGCGAGCUGGCAACCAGCUGAUCAGACAGGCUGGAUCCAGCAGAGACCAGCAGGGCGAGACCAGUCCGGCUGAUCCAGCAGAGACCAGCAGGGCGAGACCAGUCCGGCUGAUCCAGCAGAGACCAGCAGGGCCAGACCAGUCCGGCUGAUCCAGCAGAGACCAGCGGGAGGAGUCCAGUCCGGCUGAUCCAGCAGAGACCAGCAGGGCGAGUCCAGUCCGGCUGAUCCAGCAGAGACCAGCAGGGCGAGUCCAGUCCGGCUGAUCCAGCAGAGACCAGCAGGGCGAGUCCAGUCCGGCUGAUCCAGCAGAGACCAGCAGGGCGAGUCCAGUCCGGCUGAUCCAGCAGAGACCAGCAGGGCAAGUCCAGUCCGGCUGGCCUGAUGUAAAACAUGUUGUUGUUCUGGACCGAGUUGAUGUGAUAUUCACAUCUUCAGUGUUUCACCGUCUGGUUGAGUUUUCUUGAUGCAGAGUGAGCUGAAAUGUUCUGCCGGCAGAGAAGAAGAAGUCGUGCUGGACAGGAAGUUCUGCGUCUCAGCAGAAGAGUCAGUGACCACGUUUAGUUUCUUUAAGUUAAAGAACUUUGGUGUUUCUGCAGUUUGAACUUCGUCCUGAUGUUUGUUGUCUGCAGAUUAUUUGGAUCUGAGAUGUUUCUGUGAGAAUACAGAUCAAUAAAAAGUUUGCUGCAGUGGUUUCUG